AUGAUCAAGGCACUGGUCACUACUCACACAAAAAGAAGGCCAGGUACCAAGUCCGACUUGACAGAGGGAAAAGGCAAUGGAGUUUCCAUUCUGCUGCAAGGGGGGCCGGGGACUGGGAAGACAUUUACUGCAGAAAGUCUUGCAGAGCUUACCCAAAGACCACUGUACCGAGUGACGUACAGCGAUAUCGGAACCAAGCCGGAUACGGUAGAGAAAGGACUCAAGGCAGUGCUUUGCCUAGCAACUGCUUGGAACUGCAUCAUUCUUCUUGAUGAUGCUGACGUCUUGCUUCAGCGAUUCUCGAGAAUGGAUCUCGAACGCGAUGCUUUGGUCUCGGCGAUUUCACACAUGCUAGAAUACCAUGACGGAAUCAUGAUUCUUGCAACGAGUCGUCUCGAUACCAUCGACGAAGCAGUGCGAUCACGCAUACAAUCAACGAUCCACUACCCAGAGGUUGCAGGAGACGUUAGAUUGGAAAUAUGGGACAACUUACUGAACCUGCUCAAAGAAGGAGAAGACGAAAUUGACAUAUGGGAUAUAAGAGAAUGGCUAAAAUUCCAUACGGGAUUACGGCUGGAUGGGCGACAGAUCAGAAACGCAAUAGCUACCGCACGACAACUAGCGCGAUACGAAGAGGAGGGGCUGAAUUCCCGACAUGUUGAGCAGGCUAUUGGUACCAUUUUAGAGGCCGAGAAAGAAGUCUAA
Messenger RNA from Ascochyta rabiei, 705 nucleotides. RefSeq lists its product as uncharacterized. The record is from RefSeq and is a predicted model, not a curated record. Lineage: Eukaryota; Fungi; Ascomycota; Dothideomycetes; Pleosporales; Didymellaceae. Gene Ontology annotation, molecular function: ATP binding; ATP hydrolysis activity. The transcript has a single exon. Bases 1 to 705 code for a protein of 234 amino acids.